AGGGACUUGCCAAGCCCUACAAUGUUGCGCGUGGCUGCCGUGACAUUGUCGCUGCUGGCGACGCUGACAUCAGCAGAAAUCUACGGCGGGUUUCUCUCUUCCUGCCCGGCCGGCGCUGGUGUCACCGACCCAUACGUGAUGACCCAACAAUUCUGGAAAGACUAUGUCCCCACGUUAAUGAAACUGGUCGCCUACGACGGUACCUCUGAAGACGAUAAAAUGAGGUGUCAGAAAUUUGGCCUAUUCUUGAUGAACUAUAGGAACAUCACUAUAGGGCUCACGGGUCAAAAUGCAACGGGAGGCGCAUUCACGUAUGGUGGAAAAGGCGUGUCUUCUUCAAUCGACGGCUUCUUUCAGCUGGGGCCAUCUCCUCCAUCCGAAUCCUUCCCGUCUUUGUUCUUGGGGUCACCGUCGACGGGCUCAACACGUGUCUACCUCGCGUACGUCUCGCCUACGGAGAUCGUCAUCAGGACCUGCCGUGGAGUGUUUUUAAACACACUCCAUUCGCUGUACGUGUUCAGCAAUCAGAUGGAUGACCUUGGAACUUUGGACUCAACAUGCUUGCUGAACACCGUGAAGUCUCUGCCCAACAACGGCGGCUUCAAACUCAAGCCAGCCAAUCAGACCGCCUGCAAGUGAACUGCCGUUACCGUCACCGCAGCCAAAACUGGGCUGUAGAUACGGUGCUUUUUCGUUGAACUAUCAACAACAAUUGGCGAAAAGAAAUUGUUUUAUUUAACCGGAGCUAAAAAGUUUAAAACAGGUAACAUAAUCAAAUAUCCUCCUACUAUCAAACAUUUGUAAUUCAAUGAAUCAUUGUGGGUUAUACACCUUACAAUUGAUAUCUACUUCUUAUUGAAUUUUACCGCGCGACAUAACAUAAGUUAACUAAAUUGGAGAAGUGAAUGGUUGAUAUAAUUUGAAUGAGGCCGCUCUCAAAUUUUCGAACGGACCUAUGUAAGGCAGUCGCCUGAUUGGAGAAUAAACGUUAGACGUGC
Messenger RNA from Hyalella azteca, 998 nucleotides. RefSeq lists its product as uncharacterized. The record is from RefSeq and is a predicted model, not a curated record. NCBI's taxonomy places the organism in Eukaryota, Metazoa, Arthropoda, Malacostraca, Amphipoda, Hyalellidae. The transcript has 5 exons. Bases 22 to 639 code for a protein of 205 amino acids.